GGCCUUAAUGGUACGCGCUCUACCUGGCGACCCACUGGGGCGCCCCUCAUUGUUUUGUUUAUAAUGUGCUUUUCCUGCGCCAUCGACCCCUGCAGAUGGAUCUCUGCGUGACCAUCAAAGGCGUCUCCUUCCUACUACAGACCGGCCUGGGCGUCCUUGGCAACACGCUUGUGCUCCUGGCCUACGUCCACAUCGCCCACGGCGCCGACCACAAGCUCCUCCCCACCGACCUGAUCCUGUGCCACCUGGUCUUCUCCAACCUCAUGCUGCUGCUGACGCGCUGCGUGCCCCUGACCAUGACCGUGUUCGGCCUCCGCGACCUGCUGGACGACGCCGGCUGCAAGGUGGUCAUCUACCUGUACCGCAUCACCCGGGCGCUGUCCGUCUGCCUCACCUGCAUGCUGAGCGUCUUCCAGGCGGCCACCCUGGCCCCCGACGCGCCGCGCCUCAAGGCCGCGCUGCCCGCCCUGGUGCUGCCCUCCUUCGCGGGGCUGUGGCUCCUCAACAUGGCCUUCUGCAUCGCCGCGCCCUUAUUCUCCGUCGCCCCGCGCAACGGCACCGUGCCGGCGUUCACCCUCAACCUGGGCUACUGCCACGUGGACUUCCGGGACUACCUGUCGUACGUGAUCAACGGCAUGGCCGUGACGGUGCGGGACUUUGCCUUCGUGCUGCUGAUGCUGCUGUCCAGCGGCUACAUCCUGCUGAUCCUGCACCGCCACAGCCGCCAGGUGCGCUCCAUGCGGCGGGGGGCGGCCCAGGGGGUGGAGACGCGGGCGGCCGAGACGGUGGUCACCCUGGUGGUGCUCUACACCGUGUUCUUCGGCAUCGACAACGUGAUCUGGAUCUACAUGCUGACUGUGGCCAAGGUGCCGCCGGUGGUGGCCGACAUGAAGGUGUUCUUCUCCUCGAGCUACGCCUUCCUCAGCCCCUAUUUUAUCAUCUCGUCCAACAAGAGGAUCAAGGGGAAGCUGGUGUGUGCGGUGGAACAGCAGCAGUCUCCGGUGGAGACUCAGACGUCCAAUGAGAAAUGACUUUUACGGAAAGUUCCCUUAAUGAGAUGCUCUCAGACAUUGCCUCUGUAAUUAGCUAUUAUCUGACUGUUUUAGUCUAAAUAACAACAUUCAUGCAUGUGAUGACUACAGAAGUCCUUUGCAUACAAACGUUGUAUAUCAGAAGCAAACAGAACUCUAAAGGCUACUAAAGAAUAGCUUUUUUGUUAAGUCACCUCUCCUGACCAUUUAAUUUCGUUUUUAUCUUGUUCUGCCUUCAGCAUGCGCUCUGAUUGGCUGAAUGUGACGCAGGCUGGCAGCGAGCGUCGGAACGUGCAAACCAAACAAAACCUGGAAAAAACUUUUAUCACAGACUUGUAUUUAUUUAUCAUGCUAUUGGUUUAUUUAUUUAAUAGAUUUGCAUUUUGUGUUUAGCCGUCCGCUGUGCGGGGUGCCCUUCCGCAGGCCUUGGCUCCCCCUGGUGGCGAAAUAACAAAACUUAACAAAUGACAACAAAAAACGCACCGUGCUCUGCUCCCUCCUCAGACUCCGCCUGCUGCAUCUCUUUAUCCUUCUUUGCUCCCUUCACUUUUUGAACCUAAAAGAAAAAAAUAAAAAAAUAUUAAAAACAAAAAAUCUAACAAUUAUAUAUGAAAAAUAAAAAAAUUAACAAAUGAAAUAAAAGGAAUUGGAGAUUAUGUGAACGUGCUCCCAGAAUCUUCAGGACCUGGACUAACAAAAAUUACAUAAUAUAUAUUCACAUAUAACCUUUCCCUGGAAUGAAGCACUCGUAUACCUGUGCUUAUCCAAUUGAGCCACCAGAUGGCGCCAGUGGUCUUUAAUCCAUGACCUAACCCUA
Molecule: messenger RNA, 1848 nt
Organism: Gadus macrocephalus (Pacific cod)
Lineage: Eukaryota; Metazoa; Chordata; Actinopteri; Gadiformes; Gadidae
Product: olfactory receptor class A-like protein 1
Exons: 1
Coding region: 96-1031 (311 amino acids)
Biological process (GO): G protein-coupled receptor signaling pathway
Cellular component (GO): membrane
Molecular function (GO): pheromone receptor activity
Source: RefSeq, a predicted model, not a curated record